UAAUAAUUAAUUUUGAACAUAUAACUUGUUAAAAAGGAGGAUGUGAUGUAUUAUUAGUACGGCAUCCGUAGGAUUACGUCAUUACGUAUGUGCGUGAUGUGAGCGGGAGUUGUGUCGUUGUUCCUGACGUAUGACAUAAAGCUUUUGUUAAAAGGAUCUGUCUUCAUGCCUCCUAAAUAUAAAAGUUUUGGCGCUUGGUUACAGUUGCCAUAACAACAGGUCACUUCCCAUUUCCUACCACAGACACAACAGCGACACAACUGAACACGAAGAGUCACCUGCAGGAGUAAAACAUGGCGUUUGUUUCCCAGAGAGAGACGAGCGACACUUAUACUUUCUCCAGCCGCCCCAGAGUCGUGGAGAACGGGAGCCGAUACCGAGAAGCGCCGCCGGAGCAGCCUCACUAUGGAAACAUCAUGUACGACCGCCGCGUGGUCAGAGGGAACACCUAUGCCCAGCGCAUCCUGCCCACUACCACACAAGCGGAGUUGGCAGAGAUGCAGAGGCUGCAGGAGCAAAGGAGGAAAGCUGUGGCCCGGAGAAGAGCUCGUGAUCAGGUCCGAGUGAGGACUCCAGAGCCUCUGCAGGGCCGGCAGCACACGGACGUCCAGACUGAGCUGUACCUGGAGGAGCUGAGUAACACAGUGAUGGAGAGUGAUGUCCAGUGUCAGACAGACUCCUUUCUGGACAGACCGGUCACUCCUCUAUUUGUCCCUGCCAAAUCUGGGGUGGAUGCGGAAACUCAAAUCCAGGAAGGAGAGCUAUUUGAUUUUGACCGGGAGGUGCAGGGCCUCCUGGAGGUGCUGGUGGGAAAAGUUAUGGAGCAGUCUCUGUUGGAGGUGAUGGAGGAGGAGGAGCUGGCCUCUCUGCGCGCUCAGCAGAGAGAUUUUGAGGAAAAACGAAACGCUCAUCUGUGUGAAGUUCAGAGACUGCAGGAGCAAGAGCGGAGGCACACGGAGGAGAAGAAGAAUCGCACACAGCAGAAGGAAGUCUUGAAGAGAGAAAAGGAAAUCGCUCAGAAGAUCGCAGCUCGCGCAUACACGCAGCAGCACCUCGCCAACCUCGUCCCGUCCAUCUUCAAGUCUCUGCGGUGUCACGGCUUCUUCGUGGACACAGUGCAAACCGAUGUUGAAACUAAUUUCUUGCCCUGGCUGAUGAAAGAAGUUCACUCCACUUCGGACAAGAAAUACGCAGCUAGAUCUGUGCUGGACGAUAUAAUAAACGAGGUGAGACUGAAGCGGCUUCCUGAAGGGACAAACCCUUAGAGACAUCUAUGGAGAAAAAAUGCAUCAAGGUGCUGUAACAGGCCAAGACUCAAGACCUGAAGACCUGCAAGUGGCGAGAUUUAAUCUGUUUGUAUUUCACUAAUAAAAAAAAAAGACACAACAGCGACACAACUGAACACGAAGAGUCACCUGCAGGAGUAAAACAUGGCGUUUGUUUCCCAGAGAGAGACGAGCGACACUUAUACUUUCUCCAGCCGCCCCAGAGUCGUGGAGAACGCUCAUUUUUCAUUAGCUUGUCCAUUUUCACAGCUACAGCUGCCGCUGUUAGCUCCAACCUAGGAAUCGUUGUUUGUUUCAAAGGUGAUACUCUAGACUUGCCUAUUACGAAUGAACAGUGGGCUUCAUCUUUCUCAUUUGUGAGCCGAAGAUAUGUAACCACACCGUACCCUUGUUCACUUGCAUCUGCGAAAUGAUGCAGUUGCGCAGAUGUAACAUUUCCAAAUCCCACUGGUUUGAAACACCUGUCAACUGUGAAUCCUUGUAGCUUUGUAAGAUCCGAUAUCCAAGCCUGAGACUUCCUAGCGAGUUCUGCAGGUAUGUCCUCAUCCCAAGAGAAUUUCUUUCCACACAGUUCUUGCAAGAUCAUUUUUGCUGGGAGAAUCACUGGGGACAGAAACCCUAAGGGAUCAUAGAUUGAACUCACAAAUGACAGAAUGCCGCGCCUAGUUUCUGCCAUUGGCUUUGCAGUGAUCUUGAUUUUGAAUGCGUCAGUUUCAAUGCACCAAUUUACUCCUAAGACUCGUUCAUCAGGUAGACUGUCAUGGCAGAGAUCUAAUGCUUUGACUUCUGAUGCUUUUUCAGUUUCAGAAAUGGAGGCCAAAACAACUCUGCUAUUACUAUUCCAUUUUGUAAGGUGAAAACCUCCACUUGCACAAAGUCCCGUCAGUUCAUUUACCAUGGUGCAAGCCUCGUCCUCAUUUAAGACAGAAAGAAGACAAU
This is a messenger RNA of Boleophthalmus pectinirostris (great blue-spotted mudskipper), 2225 nucleotides long. RefSeq names its product radial spoke head protein 3 homolog. NCBI's taxonomy places the organism in Eukaryota, Metazoa, Chordata, Actinopteri, Gobiiformes, Gobiidae. The coding region runs from base 294 to 1265 and encodes 323 amino acids. The transcript has 9 exons. The record is from RefSeq and is a predicted model, not a curated record. Gene Ontology annotation, cellular component: cilium.